ACUAUUCUGGGUACGACCGCUACAACCAUUAUGCGCUAAAGGCAGUUGUUCUGCAACGUUUGUGCAUUGAGCGCGUCUAAAUUGAGGAUACGACUACUAUCCAGCUGUGUGCUGUCUCUAAAUACUGCCGGUCAUUGACAUUAUACGGCAGUUAUUUUCGGAGUCGCCUGGAGGCAUAUGAGGUAACUCUUUCAGUCGAAAGAGUAUAUAAAGGCCACGUUGGAAGGCGUUACUACGGAAAAAAUACCACCACAACAAGAAGCAACAACUUUAUUCUACGGCGAGGAAACCCCACAAGAAGAAGUUUGAAAAUGGUGGCUGCAGCUGAGAAGAACUUCAAAUCCUGCGUUUUUUCUACGGUAGCUUUUGUAGCUAUCUUAGGCGCUCUUGUGCCAUACGCUCUUGUAAGGGUACAAUUCAUAGUGAAAGAAGAAAUCUUCAUAGCCGCUCCGCCCGAAGAAGUGUUCGCCUUUCUGAGCGGCGUCCGAUUGCUCGACCUAGUACAUCCGUACAGAAUCGAAGCCCGUGACAUCCAACAUUUCAGCGAUGUGGAGUUGAACUACACCAGUGUAGAGAGGGUGGACUAUGUAAAGGGGGUCUACUCCACGAUAUAUGCCUUUCCUGUGUGGGUACAGUUUGCAAAAAUCAACAACGGAUACCAAGUGCGCUCGACCUAUGACGUCCUAAACGGAACCCUCAUUGCACGACAGGCAUUCACCAUCACAACCGCAGAGCAUGCCGGUCGUAACGGAACUUUGCUCACAGACAAAAAUCUGAUGGAAUGUCCUUGGAUUUAUUCUUACGCCACAUUUUGGAAAGCCAAAGAGGCACAUAAGGACAUCCUCGAAGGAAUGAAGCAGCUGCUUGAGAGAAAAAGCGUCUUCGAACUGAAUUUACCGAGUAGGUAUGUCACCGGAAGUGACGUCAUGAGUCAACACAUCCUAUGUGUUGCGAAUCAGUAAGACAUUUUGGUUAAUAUAUUGCCUGGUGAUAAAAAAUAUUGACGGAUAGAUUUUAAUUCUUUAUCAACAAAUGUGUACACGCACAUGCAUAAGAUUAUACUUCAUUUAAUUUAUGAAAUUAUGUUUUCAAGUAUGGAAUCGUCGCCAUCUUAGCCAGUAUUUCUUCCCUAAAAUACGCUACCUAUAAUACAAUAUUCUGAUAAUUUAUGAUAAUAUGUGCUGAUAUGAAUAUGGCUUAUGGGCUUAAAUGGACAACUGUAUAAGCAAUAGAGUAGAGUUGUAGAAGAAAUAGAAGUGAUAUAAAGUAUUUUAUUAUCAUUAACUCUAGAUGCUGAAUUGA
Molecule: messenger RNA, 1302 nt
Organism: Branchiostoma floridae (Florida lancelet)
Lineage: Eukaryota; Metazoa; Chordata; Leptocardii; Amphioxiformes; Branchiostomatidae
Exons: 4
Coding region: 312-962 (216 amino acids)
Source: RefSeq, a predicted model, not a curated record